AUGAGUGCCGGAUUGUCCCCGCCCAAUGGAACUGGUGGGAAUAGUACCACCGGCAGUCCGCGGCCGAGGCCAACCUCUGCGGUCAACUUUGGCCCAGAGCUGCUGAUUGCCAUUUGGACAAUGAAUGCGUUGUCCAUUAUAGUUGUGGCGAUGCGCUCAGUGAGCAAUGCCAAGUUUGGCAAUUUUGAGAUCAGUGAUAUAGUCACUUUAUUGGCACUGACGCUGCUUGUGAUUGCCGCAGUGCUGUCAAGUGUCGCAGUGGACUAUGGGUACGGAAAGACCGCCAGCUCGUUGGAGCUGCAUCACGCAAUGAGCUCCCUCAAGUACUCCACUAUCAGUCAGGCCGUGGUAACGCUUGCUGCAACUGCCGGUCGUCUGGCGUUUAUCAUUUAUCUCAUCGAGCUGCUGGCAGCCCGAAAGUUACACCGGAUCACCCUAUGGACUCUCGUGCCAUUGCAGGUGAUGGUCAAUAUCAUCAGCGUGUUCUUACUGUUCUUUCAAUGUUCGACACAUGUGGAGGAAUUAUUCAACCCAAGCCAAAGCACCCAUUGCAUGUCGCUGAAGAUUCAGAUUGACUAUGCUUAUUUUCAGGGUGCAUUCAAUUCCGCCUGUGAUCUCCUUCUCGCCUCUUUUCCAAUAUACAUCUUCUGGCGAUUUAAUUGGAACGUCAGAGUCAAGCUUGUUCUAAUCUCUCUCCUGAGUUUGGGAGUAUUAGCCAUGGCUGCUUCACUAGUCAAAACUAUCGAAUAUCCAACCAUCAUGACCUCUACCAACCCUCGCACCAACCACGUCACCCUUCUACGGUGGAUGUUCGUCGAAGCAGGCGUGGUGCUCAUCACCGCAUCUAUACCCUGUCUCCGACCGCUUGUUGUCCACUGGAUCAAGAAAUUCAUCAAACGAGCACCCACUUUACACACGAGAAUGGACAACCCCGAAGCUACGCAGAGCACGACGCUUAAUGUCAGUCAAAUGACGCAGGACUGGAAGAAACGAUGGAUCAUGCCGUACAUGCAGCAAACUCAGUCUGGGGAGAACUUGGAGCAACAUAUCCUGGCUAAUAUCUCGACACAUAUCUUUGCUGGCGACAGGGAGUUUCUCGAUCGACAGGUUCCGGGUAUUGUCAAGAAGGUGGAGGUUACUGUGGUGGCGGAUGAGAUUCCGUUGACGGAGGUUGAGCAUACGUGA
This is a messenger RNA of Aspergillus welwitschiae, 1185 nucleotides long. RefSeq lists its product as uncharacterized. NCBI's taxonomy places the organism in Eukaryota, Fungi, Ascomycota, Eurotiomycetes, Eurotiales, Aspergillaceae. The transcript has 4 exons. The record is from RefSeq and is a predicted model, not a curated record. Bases 1 to 1185 code for a protein of 394 amino acids.